GAUCUACGUUCGUUAUUACUUGUAGUUCAUACUUCAUACCCAGUCAUCAACGUCAAUUGGUACCUACAGGGCGGCUUUUUAUCAUAACUAGUGAGAAAUAUGUAUGUGUAUAAUAAAGUGUUGAGUAACUUAGUUAAGAAAACCCAGAUUCUAAGGUCAAUUUCCGUAAGCGCGACCGCCAUACACGUAAAUGAAGAUAGCAAACACCAAAAAUCAUGGAGAGAUAUACCGGGACCUUCUACACUCCCAAUUAUCGGACAAGCUCUGAACUUUAUUUUACCAGGAGGUUUGCUAUACAAUCGUAAAGCCGACCUGGCACAUAUUCUAUAUGAAAAUUAUGGACCCAUCGUCAGAGUGGAAGGCGGUGUAGGAAUGUCUCCAAUUAUCUUCCUUUAUGAUCCAGAAGUUACUUUAAACAUAUUUCGGAAUGAAAAUGAUAUGCCAGUCCGACCCGGUUUUGAUGUGUUAGAAUAUUUCAGAAAACACCACUACAAGAGGAAAGACAACCCUUGGGAGAAAACAACUGGGCUUAUAACUGAACACGGUGAGCCCUGGAAGAAAUUUCGAUCUAGUGUAAACCCAAUAUUGUUGCAGCCCAAGAAUAUAGCGCUAUAUACUGACGCUCUCAACUUAGUAGCUGAUGACAUGGUUAAGAGACUAAGAUCGAAACGUAACGAAAACAAUAUGCUGAAUACGAAGUUCAAUGCAGAAAUGACGUUAUGGGCCCUGGAGGCGAUCGGGGUAGUUGCUUUAGGGUCUCGACUGAACUGUCUCGAUACGGACCUCCCAAAAGACUCCCCAGAAAUGAGAUUAAUAAACACUAUUCACUACGUGUUUAUGUUGGUAGAGAAGCUUGAUUUUGAGCCCAGCCUUUGGAAGUAUUUUCCAACUCCUGUUUUCAAAGCUGCAAUGAAGUGUUUCAACGAACAUACAAAGCUCAACGAAUAUUUCGUAGAGAAAGCUGUAGAACAAUUAAAAAACAAUGCCAAUAAAGAAAAUGAAAAAGAGAAAGGGAUUUUGGUGAAACUACUUGAAAUAGAUUACAAAGUUGCAGUUAUUAUGGCUAGCGAUAUGUUAUUCGCCGCCGUUGAUACCACAGCCAAUACAGUCAUAGCUUCAAUAUUACACCUUGCCCAAAACCCUGACAAACAAAACAAAUUGAGAGAAGAAAUCAAGUCUAAAGAUGAAAAAAAGCAAUAUCUAAAAGCGUGUAUCAAAGAAUCUCUAAGAUUAAUACCUGUGGUGGGAGGAAAUUUUAGAAAAACUACUAGAGAAUAUAAUGUGAUGGGGUACAAAAUACCGAAAGACAUGUUUUUGAUGUUUGCUAACCAAUAUUUAUGCUCGUGGGAUGAGCACUUCCCCCGUGCUAAGGAGUUUCUGCCAGAGAGAUGGAUUGUUAAGAAGGGUGAUCCAUUAUACUACGGCCAAGCACACCCCUUCGUUUAUAGUCCCUUUGGAUUUGGAUCAAGGAGUUGUGUUGGUAAACGGAUAGCAGAACUUGAAAUGGAGACCAUCAUAGCCAAGAUUAUAGAGAACUUCCAAGUUGACUGGGUUGGACCUCCGCCUGUGCCGACCAGAACAAGCAUUGUCAACCAUUUGAUUAAACCUUAUAACUUUACAUUUAAGGAUGUCUAACAAAGUAUUUUAUUAAAAGGAGUAAAAAAACUUACCACGAUAAUAUAGCACAUUUUAUUAUAA
Molecule: messenger RNA, 1698 nt
Organism: Bicyclus anynana (squinting bush brown)
Lineage: Eukaryota; Metazoa; Arthropoda; Insecta; Lepidoptera; Nymphalidae
Product: cytochrome P450 CYP12A2
Exons: 10
Coding region: 100-1635 (511 amino acids)
Biological process (GO): cholesterol metabolic process; C21-steroid hormone biosynthetic process; cortisol metabolic process
Cellular component (GO): mitochondrial inner membrane
Molecular function (GO): iron ion binding; monooxygenase activity; heme binding
Source: RefSeq, a predicted model, not a curated record